AGAAAUCAAAACAAAGCAGACAUUAAUGAGUACCACCUUGGCAAUAGGAGGAGGAAUUAUAGAUACAAUUAGAUACAUCCCCCCUUCUUCUCCCACAUUUAUAAAUCAUACAUUUUCCCACUGUUUUUUCACCAUUCCUCUUUUCCCUUCUCACUUCACAAACACAAUCCAAAACAAACACCGCCCUUGCUCCUCCUCCUCCUCCUCCUCACCUCCAAUUCUCGCUUCAUCCUCUCUCUCCGAUAUGGAUGCUGUAAGAGGCCAAGGCAUGUAUCCUUUGCACCGUUGCAAGACUAUCCACUUGGUGAGACAUGCCCAAGGUUUCCAUAAUGUGGCUGGAGAAAAGGACCACAGUGCAUACAUGUCCCCAGAGCUUUUUGAUGCAGCACUAACCCCACUUGGCUGGCAACAGGUAGACAAUCUUCGGAAGCAUGUUCAUUCCACAGGUCUUUCAAAGAAGAUUGAAUUAGUAGUUGUUUCCCCUUUAUUAAGGACUAUGCAAACAGCUGUUGGGGUUUUUGGCGGAGCCGGCUUUGAUGAUGGCAUCAAUGCAGCUCCUCUAAUGACAGAAAAUGCUGGGAAGAGUAAUCGUCCAGCAAUUUCAAGUCUAAAUGCCCCGCCGUUCGUGGCAAUGGAACUUUGUCGAGAGCAUUUGGGAGUUCACUGGUGUGAUAAGAGAAGGAGCAUAACUGAGUACAAGCCUCUUUUUCCUGCUAUUGAUUUUUCAUUGAUAGAAACUGAUGAGGACACUCUCUGGACUCUGGAUGUUAGAGAAGCUGAUGAAGACCUAGCUGAGAGGGGCCAAAAGUUCUUGAACUGGUUGUGGAUGCGAGAGGAGUCUGAGAUAGCUGUUGUAACACACAGUGGAUUCUUGAUUCAUACCCUUUCUGCAUUUGGAAAUGACUGCCAGCCUCCCGUGAAGGAAGAGAUCUGUAAACCAUUCAACAAUUGCGAACUUCGAUCGAUGGUGUUUGUGGAUAGAAGCAUGGCCGCUACAAGUUCCUCAAAAACUAAUUUCCCAGGCAAAAUUCCAGAUGGAAUGGACGCUCCUAGCGAAGAGGCUGUCGCGAAAAACUGAUGGUUGUCCACAUAAUUGUUUAGGAUUGAAAGGAAAAUUGACUCUGAUUUUUCCUGAACAUAGCUAAGUUAUUCAGUGAGGUAGAUUCAUCAUCCCCUUUUACAUCAGGGGAAGUAUUAUUCUGGUUCAUUUUGAAGUAGCUUAAGUUACUUAAACUCGUAUCAUGACAUACUUUUUAUUGUUAAAGACAGGCGUUAGCAGAAAAUCUCUAUUUUGUUAUCAUUUUAUGACAUUAAUAUUGAAGAGUUUUUUGUAGUA
Molecule: messenger RNA, 1336 nt
Organism: Salvia hispanica
Lineage: Eukaryota; Viridiplantae; Streptophyta; Magnoliopsida; Lamiales; Lamiaceae
Product: phosphoglycerate mutase-like protein 1
Cellular component (GO): cytoplasm
Molecular function (GO): phosphatase activity
Source: RefSeq, a predicted model, not a curated record